This is a messenger RNA of Sphaerodactylus townsendi, 1198 nucleotides long. RefSeq names its product DnaJ heat shock protein family (Hsp40) member C4 (gene DNAJC4). NCBI's taxonomy places the organism in Eukaryota, Metazoa, Chordata, Lepidosauria, Squamata, Sphaerodactylidae. The transcript is spliced from 7 exons. The record is from RefSeq and is a predicted model, not a curated record. Bases 244 to 1044 code for a protein of 266 amino acids.
GGUGAGGGAGGUUGAAUGACCUGGCAGAGAUGACUUGUUUGGCAGUGUUCCCCUUGUUCCCCUGAUUGGGCUGCUGCUAGGCAGUGAGGGGGAGGAAGAGAGAGAGCCCAGGCCUCAGAGGGGAGUUGCAGACCUUGGCUGUGGCUGUUAGUUGGGCAAGACUAUGGCAAGCAAAGAGACAGAAGAGCAAUUCUUGACCUGCUGCUUCCAAGAACCUGGGCGUGGUGCUCUUCAGGGCUGAAGAUGACUUCAGCAGUUCCCUGUCUCAUUUGCAGAUGCUGCCAGCCAUGUCUAAGUGCCAGGCGCCGGGCAUUCUCAACCACUCUCGGCAUCUGGUCUCCAGCCAGGAACAGCAAUUACUAUGACCUGCUGGGCAUCAAACCGGAUGCCACCUUGGAGGAGAUCAAGCACGCCUUCAUCAGCAAAUCCAAGAAGCUCCAUCCUGACAGUGACCCGGCCAACCCCAACCUGCACAGCCAGUUUGUGAGGCUGAACGAGGCCUACGCGGUGCUGAGCAAAGAGAGCAGUCGGCAGCACUAUGACAGCCAGAGAGUGGCUCAGGGCCCUCAGCCUUCCUCAAGCAGCCGUCCCAGCAGCCCCAAGAGAAGCCCGUUCGAUUUCAGCAUCUUCAAAGCAAGGAGCGAGCCGGACCCCAUCCGUUACUGGCAGCAGUUCCAUGCGGCCCCUCCAGAGUCCUUCUCGGGUCCUGAGUUGGAGAAGAAAGAACGCCUGAACAGGAAACUCUUUGGCUACUGUUUGCUCAUGAUGCUGGGCAGCCUGCUUGUCCACUUUGUGGGGUUCAGGAAACUGGAGGAAGCGCACAAUCAGUUUAUGGAUGAGAAGGACCAGACCAUAACCCAGAUAUACAGGGAGAGCAAGGAGCAAGCCAGGUCCAUCGGCCUCCAGAAGCAGCAGGAGCUGCUGCGGCAGAAGCGUGCUGAAUUUGCCCAGCGUUAUCGCACCUCUCACGGACAAUUCCCACAAGCCACGGGAGGGCUGGACUCUGUCAAGAACCCGGCUUCUCCCUCGCCUGCUGCCAAGUGAAACCCUGGUCCUUCGCUUGUGUCUCCUGAGGAGAGUUUCGGAAGCCAAGUAUGGAGGACAGGAAAUGCUUGUGGUGGGAGGAGGGGGAAUUACGGGCCCAGUCCCUUCCUCUGUCGCUCAUCUGUCUGUAGAAUAGAACUAUGUUCCACUGUGA